Molecule: messenger RNA, 1653 nt
Organism: Verticillium dahliae VdLs.17
Lineage: Eukaryota; Fungi; Ascomycota; Sordariomycetes; Glomerellales; Plectosphaerellaceae
Product: general alpha-glucoside permease
Exons: 2
Coding region: 1-1653 (550 amino acids)
Biological process (GO): transmembrane transport; carbohydrate transport
Cellular component (GO): membrane
Molecular function (GO): carbohydrate:proton symporter activity
Source: RefSeq, a predicted model, not a curated record
AUGCAGAAAUCGAACGUCGUCGCCUUGGAAAAGGCUGAUACCGUCGCGGUCCUGGCGGAAGCAGCCAACAACACCGCCCUCGACGACAAGGUCCUCAACCAGGCGGCACUCGAGGCUACUGCUGAAGAUCACGAACUCACCAUCGCCGAGGCCAUCCGGGUGUAUCCAAAGGCCAUCGGCUGGGCGCUCGUGUCAUCCACCUGUGUGAUCAUGGAGGGCUACGAUACCAACCUCUUGUCCAACUUCUUCGCGUACCCAUCGUUCCUGAUCAAGUACGGCCGAUUCGUUGGGGUCACUCCCCAGAGUCCAACGGGCUACCAGUUGACCCCUGCAUGGCAGGCCGGUCUGUCGCAAGGUGCCGGCGUCGGCUCCAUCUUCGGCUGCCUCCUGAGCGGCUAUCUCGUGUCCAAGUACGGCUCUCGUCGCGUCCAGAUCGGCGCCCUCAUCGCCCUGUCGCUCUUCAUCUUCCCCGUCUUCUUCGCCCCGAACCUCAUCGUCCUGGUCAUCGGCGAAAUCCUCUGCGGUGUCCCCUGGGGCAUUCUCGCCACGACCGCUCCUGCCUACGCCUCCGAAGUCCUGCCCACUGCGCUGCGCACAUAUAUGACCUCGUACACCAAUAUGUGCUUCAUCCUCGGCCAGCUCAUCUCUGCCGGCAUCCUCAAGGGCCUGUCGACGCACGUGGACCAGUGGGGCUACAGGAUCCCGUUCGCUCUGCAGUGGGUGUGGCCUGUCUUCCUCAUCCCCCUCCUCUACAUCUCGCCCGAGUCUCCCUGGUACCUCGUCCGCAUGGGUAAGCUGGAGGAGGCCGAGGACUCGCUGCGCCGCCUUCAAUCCACCGCCACAACGUCCGUCGACCCGCGCAAGACGCUGUCCAUGAUUGUCUACACCAACAACCUUGAGCAGCAGCUGCGCAUCGGCACGAGCUACUGGGACUGUUUCAAGGGCACCGAGCUACGCCGCACCGAGAUUGCCUGCGUCGUCUUUGCCGGUCAGAUUCUCUGCGGUAUCGCGUUUGCCUACAACAGCUCGUACUUCUUCUCACAGAUGGGUCUCGGCACCAGCACCACCUACUCUCUCGCGCUCGGCGGCACCGGUCUUGCCUUUGUCGGCUGCCUGAUCAACUGGUUCGUCCUGAUGCCCCGUCUCGGCCGCCGCACCAUUUACGUCUGGGGCAUGGCUGGCAUGUGCUCUGUGCUUCUCCUCAUCGGUAUCCUCAACGUCUGGACCUCGAAGGAAUCGGUCGCCAUGGCGCAGGCCUGCCUCACCAUGCUCUGGACCUUCAUCUUCCAGCUCUCGGCCGGACAGCUGGGCUGGGCGCUCCCCGCCGAGGUCGGCUCCACCCGUCUCCGUCAGAAGACCAUCUGCCUCGCCCGCGACUCGUCCAACAUCAUGGGCACCAUUGGUGGCGUCCUGCAGCAGUAUUUCAUGAACCCCCAGGCCUGGAACCUCAAGGGCUACACGGGCUUCUUCUGGGCUGGCACCUGCUUUGGCGUCUUCGUCUGGAGUUACUUCCGCCUGCCCGAGACCUGGAACAGGUCGUACCACGAGCUCGACGUGCUCUUUGCCAAGCGGGUCCCGGCCAGGAAGUUUGCCAGCACUGUCGUUGAUCCCUUUGACGAGCGGGACAUUUCCGAGAUGACGGCCAAGGCUUAA